This is a messenger RNA of Lactuca sativa (garden lettuce), 1976 nucleotides long. Its product is annotated as shaggy-related protein kinase epsilon. Gene Ontology annotation, biological process: peptidyl-threonine phosphorylation; signal transduction; cell differentiation. Gene Ontology annotation, cellular component: nucleus; cytoplasm. The record is from RefSeq and is a predicted model, not a curated record. Gene Ontology annotation, molecular function: ATP binding; protein serine/threonine kinase activity. NCBI's taxonomy places the organism in Eukaryota, Viridiplantae, Streptophyta, Magnoliopsida, Asterales, Asteraceae.
UAAACUUUGAUCCCAGUUAGAUCAACGGCUACAAAGCCUUUUACAGCAACAUUAAUACCGAGGUCACCGUUCAACAACUUCCACGUGCAUCCUAGGGCCACACCGGCCAACGUAUACGGACCUCUAAACUCGCACCUAAAUCCAAUUUCAUAAAACCAUUUCAAGUCCGCCCUGCAACAAAUCACGAAAGGGGAAAAACCAUCCAGCUGCAUCCCGAGAAGAUCCACAGAUACCAUUGAGUAGCACUCGUACAUGGUUAAACCUUGUAAGAAAAAUCUCUGAAGCAUCAUAGACACCGGCUUUACCUUCUCGCUGUAAAGAGCGAUUGCAAACUUUUUGAGGUUUUUUGCUCUGGCGUUGAAUUUGAUCGGCGUUUUUGCAGAUUCAUCUUCAUUUAGCUACUACAUCAUACAGAAUAGAGGCGUUUUAUAACAUGAGUGGUGCUUAAGCAUUAUAAAAUUACAUUCCCCCAAGUCGGUAUCCCAGAAGAUGGCUUCUGUUGGAAUGGCUCCGCUGACAGCUGAAAAGGUUGAUGGUGAUUCAAUGUUUGUUGACAAACUGCCUGAGGAAAUCAAUGAAAUGAAAAUCAGAGACGACAAGGUGGAAAAGGAAAUGGAGGCAACUGUGGUAGAUGGAAAUGGCACUGAAACUGGUCACAUUAUCGUUACUACCAUUGGAGGCAGAAAUGGUCAGCCCAAACAGACAAUAAGCUAUAUGGCGGAGCGUGUGGUGGGGCAGGGUUCUUUUGGAAUUGUAUUUCAGGCGAAAUGCUUAGAGACUGGAGAAGCUGUUGCAAUUAAAAAAGUAUUGCAAGAUAAACGAUACAAGAAUCGGGAACUGCAGACAAUGAGACUUCUUGAUCAUCCGAAUGUUGUUUCACUCAAACACUGCUUCUUUUCAACAACAGACAAAGAUGAACUUUACCUAAAUUUGGUUCUAGAGUAUGUACCUGAGACAGCUUAUCGUGUAGCAAGGCACUACAGCAAGGCAAAUCAAAGAAUGCCCAUGAUUUAUGUCAAACUAUACACGUAUCAGAUUUUCAGAGCACUUGCAUACAUUCAUGCAAUCGGUGUGUGUCACCGUGACAUCAAGCCUCAAAAUCUUCUGGUGAAUCCGCAUACUCACCAGCUCAAACUCUGUGAUUUUGGAAGUGCAAAAGUUCUGGUGAAAGGGGAACCAAAUAUAUCGUAUAUCUGUUCACGAUAUUAUCGGGCACCUGAACUCAUAUUCGGGGCAACUGAAUACACCACUGCCAUUGAUGUCUGGUCAGUCGGUUGUGUCCUCGCUGAACUUCUUCUGGGACAGCCCUUAUUCCCUGGUGAGAGCGGAGUUGACCAACUCGUAGAGAUCAUUAAGGUUCUUGGUACACCAACUCGUGAAGAAAUCAAAUGCAUGAAUCCAAACUACACAGAAUUUAAGUUCCCACAAAUCAAAGCUCACCCCUGGCACAAAAUUUUUCACAAGCGGACACCCCCAGAGGCUGUAGAUCUUGUUUCAAGACUCCUCCAGUAUUCUCCCAACUUGAGAUGCACUGCUUUGGAGGCAUGCAUCCACCCCUUCUUUAACGAACUUCGUGAUCCAAGCACCCGUCUUCCAAAUGGCCGCCCCUUGCCACCCCUCUUCAACUUCAAGCCUCAAGAGCUAAAAGGGGCAUCUUUGGAACUUCUGGCUAAACUCAUACCUGAACAUGCUCGGAAACAGUCUCCCUUCCUUGGCUUCUAAGUUGUAAUCAAUCGCUUGCCUGCCUGCCUAAUUUAUUGUUUGUCCUCAGCCUCAGAUAUAUAGCAAGCAAGCAAACAAGCAACUGUGGUUUAUUAAUGUUUAUGUUUAGUUUUUUGUUGAACUUGAUUGCUUUUGUAUUUUGUGUUUUAUAUCAUAUGCAUAUGCAUAUGGUGAAACUUAUGUAGACCUACCUGUAUGGAGUAUGAAUUAUGAAGUAUGAUUUAUAUGCAAAAAUCUGUUGUGGUUUCUUAUUA